GGAAACUUGGCCGCUCGCCAUCCCGCUUCUCUUUACUUUCCACCACAAUCACUGACUUUCGCUUCCUCUAUAUAUCCCAAUAAUUUCUUCUCUUUUCUUGUGCUUAUUAACUCCGAAGCAAACGUUGUUGUACCCUAUUGUUGCCAGCCAUGGCAAGCCCAACGUCUGGCUACUCGAUAAACGUCAAUGACCCCAGCUUGAUUUCGCUGGUCAACAAACUCCAGGAUGUCUUCUCGACCGUAGGGGUCCAAAACCCCAUCGAUUUGCCCCAAAUCGCAGUCGUCGGUUCGCAGUCGAGUGGAAAGAGUUCCGUCUUAGAGAACAUCGUCGGCCGGGAUUUCCUCCCUCGUGGUUCUGGAAUUGUUACUCGACGUCCCCUCAUUCUGCAACUCAUCAACAAACCCCCGCAAGCGAACGGCGUGAAGGAGGAGAAGCUCGAAACGACGGAUAAGGAGGCGAACGUGGACGAGUAUGGCGAGUUCCUGCACAUUCCAGGCCAGAAGUUCCACGACUUCAACAAGAUCCGUGAGGAGAUUGUCCGCGAAACCGAGACCAAGGUCGGUCGCAAUGCCGGAAUCUCUGCUGCACCCAUCAACCUGCGAAUCUACUCCCCCAACGUCCUCACCCUGACACUUGUGGAUCUGCCCGGUUUGACCAAGGUGCCCGUCGGUGACCAGCCAAAGGACAUUGAGAGGCAAAUCCGCGACAUGGUUUUGAAGUAUAUCAGCAAGCCCAACGCCAUAAUAUUAGCUGUGACGGCCGCGAACCAGGAUCUUGCCAACUCCGAUGGGCUGAAGCUCGCACGUGAGGUGGACCCGGAGGGUCAGCGCACAAUCGGUGUGUUGUCCAAGGUCGAUCUCAUGGAUGAGGGCACAGACGUGGUGGAUAUUCUUGCUGGCAGGAUUAUCCCUCUGCGUCUGGGUUAUGUUCCCGUGGUCAACCGUGGACAGCGCGAUAUUGAGAACAAGCGACCUAUCGCAUAUGCACUGGAGAACGAAAAGAACUUCUUCGAAAACCACAAGGCGUACCGGAACAAGGCUUCGUACUGCGGAACACCGUACCUGGCCAGAAAGCUGAACUUGAUCCUUAUGAUGCACAUCAAGCAAACGCUCCCGGAUAUCAAGUCCAGAAUCUCCUCCUCCCUGCAGAAGUAUUCGUCUGAACUGUCACAGCUUGGCGACUCCAUGCUCGGCAACAGCGCCAACAUCAUUCUUAACAUCAUCACAGAAUUCAGCAACGAGUACCGGACAGUUCUGGAGGGUAACAACCAGGAGCUUUCCAGCGUCGAGCUUUCAGGUGGUGCCCGUAUCAGUUUCGUGUUCCACGAGCUCUACGGCAACGGUGUGAAGGCAGUCGACCCGUUCGACCAAGUGAAGGACAUUGAUAUUCGGACCAUCCUGUUCAACUCGUCUGGUUCAUCGCCUGCACUCUUCAUCGGCACUACAGCUUUCGAGCUCAUUGUCAAGCAACAGAUCACGCGCCUCGAAGACCCAAGUCUGAAGUGUAUCUCUUUGGUCUACGACGAGCUUGUCCGUAUUCUCGGACAGCUUCUGAACAAGCAACUGUUCCGUCGCUACCCGAUGCUGAAGGAGAAAUUCCACGCAGUUGUGAUUGCGUUCUUUAAGAAGGCCAUGGAGCCUACGAAUAAGCUUGUCCGGGAUCUCAUUGCUAUGGAGUCGACUUACAUCAACACUGCCCACCCCGAUUUCCUCAACGGACACCGGGCAAUGGCCAUUGUAAACGAACGUCAUGCUGCUAGUAAGCCGACUCAGGUGGACCCGAAGACGGGCAAGCCUCUACCCCCCCGCGCAAACAGCCCCUCCGUUGAACCCACUCCUGCUGGUGCGGACACUAGCAGUACUGGAUUCUUUGGCAGCUUCUGGGCGUCAAAGAACAAGAAGAAGAUGGCGGCUAUGGAGGCUCCCCCACCAAACCUCAAGGCAUCGGCCGCUUUGUCUGAACGUGAAAGCACCGAGGUGGAGGUUAUUAAGCUCCUCAUUACCUCCUACUACAACAUCGUUAAGCGUACGAUGAUUGAUAUGGUCCCGAAAGCUAUCAUGUACACUCUCGUGCAAUUCUCCAAGGAAGGAAUGCAGCGAGAACUGCUCGAGAACAUGUACCGUAACGCCGAACUAGACGACCUGCUGAAGGAAAGCGACUACACCAUCCGGCGGCGGAAGGAGUGCCAGCAAAUGGUGGAGAGCCUUAGCCGCGCGAGUGAGAUUGUCAGCCAGGUGCAGUGAUUGCAGUAGAACGCGACUUGUGAUUCCCACUUCGUUCGUCUUUCGUUUCCUUCUACGUCUUGGUUUUGGUGGGGAAGAUUCGGCACUUUCUUUUGUUUAAGGGACCCAUGCCUUAUGUUUAUAGUUUUCCUGAUAUGAGCAAAGGGUUGCUACGGCUGCAUUUCUUUCUGAUGUCGGGUCUGGAUCUUUCUCACGAAUUUGUAUCGCCUAAUGAUGAUGCUUGCGCUAGAAUAAGACCGUGAAUUUGUGCGUGUUGGCAGUGUACUGAGUACGGUAUGAAGUAGCCUUGCAGUAUAAAAGUAUCCUAUCAAUAGUCUGAAACUGUUGUCUUUGUGCACAUAAGUGGCAUUAGUCGAGUCUCGAGUAGGAAGCAGUC
Molecule: messenger RNA, 2619 nt
Organism: Aspergillus versicolor CBS 583.65
Lineage: Eukaryota; Fungi; Ascomycota; Eurotiomycetes; Eurotiales; Aspergillaceae
Product: dynamin-like GTPase vpsA
Exons: 8
Coding region: 150-2243 (697 amino acids)
Biological process (GO): peroxisome organization
Cellular component (GO): microtubule; cytoplasm; peroxisome
Molecular function (GO): GTPase activity; GTP binding; microtubule binding
Source: RefSeq, a predicted model, not a curated record